AUGCGGUCUGGGUUGUUAGUCUUAGCGGCUGCAGAUAUUGUUCGCAGCCUGCCACAAACUGUAUCAGAGAAGCCCGACAAUCUUGACCGUCGACUUAUGAAUGGUCUUGGGAAGACCCCUGCUCUAGGCUGGAAUAGCUGGAACCAAGGCGGCUGUGAAGCUGCUACUGCAGUUGUAGCCCUCAACACCGCAAGCGCUUUCAUCAACCUCGGCCUUAGAGAUGUUGGCUAUACCUAUAUCAACAUUGACGACUGCUGGUCCACCACAUCCCGCAAUAGCUCUGGCUAUCUUGUUCCAGACCCCAAUAAAUUUCCCCAGGGCAUUAAGGCGCUGACAGACCAGAUCCACUCAAUGGGUCUGAAAUUCGGGUUGUAUGGUGAUGCCGGCACUAUGACUUGUGCUGGGCACCCUGGCAGCCAAGGGUACGAAGUGCAAGACGCCAAAUUGCUGGCCAGUUGGGGGGUCGACUACUGGAAGCAUGAUAAUUGCUACACGCCUUGCAAUGCAGGGCUACAACAAACAUGCACUAACCCUGCUGGAAGCUCGCAGACGUGGUACAUUAAGAUGCGAGAUGCACUGCUGAGCUCGGGACGACCCAUUUUCUACUCGUUGUGCAACUGGGGACGCGAUAAUGUCUGGACAUGGGGAGCGGAUGUCGGGAAUAGCUGGCGAAUGAGCAUCGAUAACUGGGGCAAUUGGGCAGAUGUUGUGCGCAUCGCUAGUGAGGCAGCACCAAUUGCCUCUUACUCUGCUGCUUACGGAUUCAACGACCUAGAUAUGAUGAUAAUUGGCAACGGCAGGCUCACAACCGCCGAGGAGCGAACCCACUUCGGUAUAUGGGCUAUUUCGAAGUCACCUAUUAUCAUGGGAACAGACCUGACGAAGCUGACAACUGAGCGGCUUAAUCUGAUCAAAAACAGAGCCCUAUUAGCCAUCAACCAAGAUUCCCUCGGAAAGGCUGCAACUACCUUCCGUCCCAGCGGGGCAGCCUCCCCCGUUUCUGGCCAGCUCUAUCCCUACUGGGCGGGACCGCUCUCUGACGGUGUCGUUGUUGGCCUAGUGGCUCCUGACGGUGCCCAGACUUUGUCAGUCAACUUUGCUGACGUGCCGGGACUCGGCGCAGGGACCUUCGCCUGGACGGAACUGUAUAGUGGGCACACAGGCAGUGGAAUCUCUGUUAGUGCCAAUCUAAAUGCACAUGAUAUGGCCGUCUUCAAGGUGGUUCGGAUUGCGAGCGGGUAG
This is a messenger RNA of Venustampulla echinocandica, 1242 nucleotides long. RefSeq names its product Alpha-galactosidase. Gene Ontology annotation, molecular function: hydrolase activity, hydrolyzing O-glycosyl compounds. The record is from RefSeq and is a predicted model, not a curated record. NCBI's taxonomy places the organism in Eukaryota, Fungi, Ascomycota, Leotiomycetes, Helotiales, Pleuroascaceae. Gene Ontology annotation, biological process: carbohydrate metabolic process. The coding region runs from base 1 to 1242 and encodes 413 amino acids. The transcript has 4 exons.